Messenger RNA from Metarhizium robertsii ARSEF 23, 2229 nucleotides. RefSeq names its product duf814 domain containing protein. The coding region runs from base 1 to 2229 and encodes 742 amino acids. Lineage: Eukaryota; Fungi; Ascomycota; Sordariomycetes; Hypocreales; Clavicipitaceae. The record is from RefSeq and is a predicted model, not a curated record. The transcript is spliced from 4 exons.
AUGCAGCAUCAUCCCCACCACCAGCAACAGGGUCCGCCUUCUUCCCAACUGCAUCAUUCACGACCGUCGAGCAUAGUUCAUCAGCAACCUCACCCUCAAGCCCACGCGCAGCACCAAGGCCAGCACCAAGGCCACCACUCGCUGCCGCCGCCGCCGCAACACCAACAGAGUGCGUACUCGUCGACUCACUCCCUACCACAAGCCUAUCAAGCCGGCAGCCAGACAGCCGGCACUCAAGACAACCUGGGUUACUACAGCCAUCCGAGUCCCUACAGCACCCCAGGUGCUAACAGCGGAUACACUUCCGCCGACACUCCCGACAUGAUGGCCGCCGCCCAAAUGCCUCGACCUCCCUACCCCCCAAUGUCAUAUCAUACGCCGCAAUCCAACUCCCCAGCAUCUGUGGCAUCCCCCUCGCAACAUGAUCAGCACAGAAGUCUGUACGGCCAGCCGCCGUCGCAGCAUCUUCAGCAGUCCAUGUACUACCAACCGCAGUCGCAUUACCAGCCAAUGCCUCACCAUCCCAGUGCGUCGCCUUACGCACAACACGCACAACAUCCUCAUCAUCCGCAGCAAUCCAUGACAUCUCAGCCCAACAUGAUGAUGUCGCACUCAGCUCCCCAGAACCAGAUGACGCAGCACGCAGCCCAGCACGCGCAGGCCGGCAUGACGGGAAGCCCCAGACCAAAGAUUGAACCGCAGGUUCCCGUUCAGCUCCAGAAGCAGGCACAGACUUCACCCAUGCCACAGGCCCAGCAUCAGUCAAACGCACCGCAGUUACAAAGCCCCGGAAAUGCUGCGCCGGGCGUCAAUCCUAAUGCUGCACCGGGGCCCAUUCCCGCGACUACUCCGCUGGUUGUGAGACAGGACGGCAAUGGCGUUCAGUGGAUUGCGUUUGAAUACUCGCGAGACCGGGUCAAGAUGGAAUACACCAUUCGAUGUGACGUUGAGUCAGUCAACACGGACGAGCUGUCUCCCGAAUUUAAACAGGAGAAUUGCGUCUACCCUCGAGCUUGUUGUCCCAAGGACCAGUACCGUGGAAAUCGGUUAAUGUACGAGACUGACUGCAACCGUGUUGGGUGGGCUUUGGCGCAGCUCAACCCCCCGUUGCGUGGCAAGCGAGGCUUAAUCCAAAGAGCAGUUGAUAGCUGGCGAAAUAGCAACCAGGACCCGCGCCUUCGAAGUCGACGAGUUCGCCGUAUGGCGAAGAUGAACAAUCGCAAGCAGGUUCAGGGAACACCCACGCCUCACCCAGGUGCAUCUCAUCUUCCUGGACCCGGCGGGCCAUCAGGGAUGCCAGCGGCACCCGCUCCCAUGGGACAUGGGGCGCCACCCAUGGGCAAGCCUGGGAUGGGCAGCAUGGGGCAGCCUUUGCAUCAUCACGCUGGGGCUCAUGACGGGAGUGCCCCAGGUGGAGGAGAUGAAGUCGAUGCCACCGGCCAGGGCCAUCACGGCGGAGAUGAUGUGAGACCUGCCCACGUCUUCACUGGUUAUGUUGGUCAAGGCUACCCUGGCAGUGCUCAAGGCGGGCCAAUGUCUCACAUGGCUCCUCGAGCAGGUGGCAAUGCCAUGCCCGCGCGAUCGCAUAGUCGGGGUAAUGUCGAUGAACCGGAGGGCCUCUUCCCUGACGUUCCCGAGGCGAAGAAGCGAAAGUUCAUUCUUGUGGAUGAUAACAUGCGGGGCUCCAGGCUCCGAGUUCGAGUUACUCUUGACGGCGUGGACACCAAUGAGAUUCCUGACAGCUUCCGAAAAGGCGCCAGCGUGUUCCCUCGAAGUUACUUUCCACGUGAAAUGCAAAGUCCUCCCCCAAGCGCGACCGGUUCUCAAUUCUUCACCGAAGACUUGUCCGAUGAUGGAAUCCAGGAGACCGAAGGCCGGGAGCUUGGUCGGCGGGGAACAACCAAGUCAAGCAGCCAAGCAGUCAAGGUGAGCAUGGCCGAGGGCCAGGAUGGCGAGGUCGAUGUGCCAAGGAUGAGGAAGUCGUAUCGCGGGAAGGAGGUAAAGUUGAACGACUUAGGUUAUCGCAUGGCAUGGCUUCAGAGCCGUGUGUUUGCAGGCCGGACUGUGUUUUUGCAGCGAGCUCUGGAUACAUACCGAGGUAAAAUAAAAACCGCCAUUGAAGGCACAAUGCAGGACGUUACAACCAUAGCACCUCAUUAUGAGACGCGGGCCGGCAAGCGACGAUGGAACGAUAGAAGACGACGUGGAGAUUCCAGCAACGAUGAAUGA